UGUGUUUGAAAUGUUGUCAUCAGUGCUCGCUGCAAGCUUUUGCCUUCAACUGUUUAUUGUGCAAAGAGGGGGAAGUAAGAUCAUUAUUCAAGAAAAGUUGCGCGAGUAAUACCUGGAUUAGCUAAAGUUCGUGUUGUAACUUGUUGGGGCACGUUGAUGUAAUAUGAACAUCGUCGUUUGUGAGUUUGUGAGUAUUAGGAACUGCGGCCAGGUCGAGAUUCAUAGCACGAGUGAAUAACAAUCCUGAGAAAUAUUUGUGAACUUUGUGCGGAAUAUUGUGCGAUUUUAAGUUUCUCAUGGUGACGAACACUGGAUCUUUUCAAAGUACGUUGAAUAAUCCCCUGAGAGAAGGAUAACUACUUUGCUAAUCUUAAAACUGCAUGUGGCGAGUGAACUGUAAAGAAUUCAUUAUUUUGUACACGCUAUUUUCCCAAUCAUCGUGAGAACUGUAGACAACGAAGUGCAUGUGUUAGCGUGAACACAGUAGGCGCGGCCGAACUGUAAAAGUACUGUUUGUUAGUGAAGAACCUAAAAUCGAAAUUAUAAGCAAAAGUGAUAAAAUGUAACGGGAAAUAACUGCAUUUUCCGGACAAGUGUAUGCUAUGACUGUAGGAACUACGGGCACCGGCGUGAUGGCGUGAAGGACAUUGUGUUAGCGAUCCGCCGAGGGAAUUCUUGGUUGCGCGUGCAAAAUCUCCACGAUCAGACGCAGCGAGCGACGAGUUCAGCUGCGUGUGCAGCGAAACUUCGGGUGGAGCACGGACACAUCAGAAAGGUAGUCGCAGGGCGGUUGGGAGACUGGCCUCCACGGCGCGGAGCUGGGAGUCGACGACACUGGGGGAAGUGCUGCCAAGGCCACCAAAUCGGCGGCGGGACACGGCAACGCCGGAAGCGAAACUGUAAGGUUGGCUUAUAUUUUGGGAGAUUGCGCCUACAGUGAACCUUGGAUUAUCCCUCUUUAUCUGCAGCUACGUUAG
Molecule: messenger RNA, 977 nt
Organism: Gryllus bimaculatus (two-spotted cricket)
Lineage: Eukaryota; Metazoa; Arthropoda; Insecta; Orthoptera; Gryllidae
Source: the annotation of a GenBank genome assembly